Molecule: messenger RNA, 636 nt
Organism: Penicillium verhagenii
Lineage: Eukaryota; Fungi; Ascomycota; Eurotiomycetes; Eurotiales; Aspergillaceae
Exons: 1
Coding region: 1-636 (211 amino acids)
Source: RefSeq, a predicted model, not a curated record
AUGCCUCCGAUCGACUACUCGAAAUGGGACAAUAUCGAUACCGAUUCCGAACCGGAAUUCCCCCCGCCUCAGGCACCAAAGCCAGCCCCCAAACCAGCCAAUAAGCCAGCUCCCGCCCCAGCUCAAGCUACCCCAGCCGCGUCCCCCUCCGACAAAAAGACAGUCAAGGCUGUAACUGCCAAGUGUACUGGUGAAGGCGGCCCCGGAUGGUCUGCGAUUACCAUUCCCUCUGACCACCCCAUCUUCCAAAAUGAAGUGCCUCCCGUGCCCGCCUUACUCGAUUUACCCGUUGUUAUUCACCGCGUCGGAUCGCGUUCAAAUGGACAACACAACUACCUCGAUAACCAGCCCAUCACUUACAUCAACAUUGAGGCAGAUUCGGGGUUUGCACCCCCGAAGUGGCAGUCGGGCAUCGGCACUGUGAUCAUUGCCCGCAAAGACAAGAAGGAUCUCUCACCGGAGCAUUACGAGGCGAUCUGGAUGUACUGUGACUACAUCCUCGACUGGUUUGGUGAGGGACCUACGCCAACUCAUCUUUACACCCGCCAGAAGUUUGAGCAGUGGUUUAGGGGCUACAAGCUGAGAGCCGUUUCGAUGGGCCGUGAGGAGUGGAACUCCGUGACGCCGCUGUACUGA